AUGUUGGGUCGAGAUGUGUUCUGUAGAUCAAUUUUGUUGCGGAAUGAAGUUUCGGAUCCUAAAAGAUAUCACUUGUUUUUUGUGCUACUCGUACUUUUAUUUUUACUGACUUGUUUGUUUUCUUAUCCAGAUGCUUACUCGAACAUCCCCAAGAAAGUAACAGACGAGGUAGCACGUUAUAUCCCAAUCACUCUUCAGUCUUCUUCUCCGACUAUUGUUACCAGCAAUUUCCAAAAUUCUCAUCUAAAAACUAGAGAAGAUCCAUACUUUGCUUUUAAUUCAUCCGAUUGUCCUACUGAAGAAUGGAAUAAUAUACGAACGAGCUCUAUUCCAAAUUCAAAACUUCACCGGGAGUGGUUAGACAAGAAACUCAAAACCAUUAAAUAUCUUUACCAUACUUCUCCAAGCGUCUUGGCAGCUUUUGUUCACAAAGAUCAAAUUAUUGUGACAUUGACUUCCGAGAAUCAGUAUAACACUACAGUAUACUGCAGGUACUACGACUGUAGACGAGGAGAAAUUUCAGAUCAUUUUGAGAGUGUUAUAUUCCCCCAGUCAACCGUUUUCUGUGCACGUCGUCCUGGGGCAAAGUAUAUUUCUAUAUCGAAAACUCUCAAAGAGAAUCCAGAAUAUUCUGUACCCAUUGUUCCUAGAACUCAACGACCUCCUCACUACUUCACAGUUUGUAUGGCAACUUUGUAUGGAGAUGAACCGAAAUUCCUUCAAAUCGUAGAUUUCAUCGAGUAUUAUAAACUACAAGGAGCCACUUUCUUCCAUAUUUAUUUGAGAAAUGUGACAGAUUACGAUCGAGUUUUGUUGGACGAUUAUGUUAGAACUGGAGAUAUUGAGAUUAUUAAAAUGCAUGACCACUAUUGGAGAGACGAUUUCAUGUGGCACAAUUCCCAGAUCAAUGUACGAAUUAUAUUGGAGACUACCUUCAUUUCAUGUUUCAGGAUUGUCAUCAUCGAAACAAAUACUUUUCUAAAUGGACGGCACACUGUUCAUAACUCAAGCAUAGUGAAUCUUCAUUUUCUAGUCCAAUGGGUCAUAAAACAAAACAAUACUCCCGCGAGAUACGAGAGUGAUGAACAGCUUAUUCGAGAGAUGAUCUUCCACAAAUACCAGAACACAUCCAAAGUUGGAGAUCUCUGGAAUCAACCGAAGUGUAUAAUCCGUCCCGAAAAGAUUGGAGCAAUGACAAUUCAUUUACCAACUGCUGUUUAUGAAGGAGAACAAUUCACACCUGUUCCUCCAUCUGUCGGAGUGGUGAGGCAUUAUCGUAACGUGGAGCAACGGGUUUUUGCUGGAGCUCUACAGAGAAUGAUGUCACAUGGUCCUUUUACUCUCUUGCCUAUUCCUCACUGGAUUGAUGAAGAAUUAACAAAAACAAUAGUGAGACGAGUCAAAUGGGUAUACAAUCCUGUAGAUGUGGAGUGUAUCAAAAAGCAGAGGACUUACAAUAUACACGGAGGAAUAAGUGCACCUUGUUGGUUGGAGGAACAGGCGAUGAACGACUGA
Caenorhabditis remanei is the source of this 1515-nucleotide messenger RNA. RefSeq lists its product as uncharacterized. The record is from RefSeq and is a predicted model, not a curated record. Lineage: Eukaryota; Metazoa; Nematoda; Chromadorea; Rhabditida; Rhabditidae. The transcript has 8 exons. Bases 1 to 1515 code for a protein of 504 amino acids.